CUCCAAGAUAGGGAUGUUCUUAUAAUAGGCGCGUUUGCCGCCGUUGGCCACUAACUUGCACACCAUAUAUCUGCCCUGGGCGUCCCCCCUGGUGCUCGUUGACUCACUGUCCAAUGGUACAGACGAGGAACUCAGCGCUAUCUUGCCAACCCAUACAAUCUACAUCAAAUUCAACCUACGCUAACAAUGGGAGGUCCGGCUAAUGAUAUAGGCCGUGGUAUUGACUUUUGGCCAACUGGACAUUCUAGUCAAUAAUGCACACAGCCUGGCUGAUAAAACAUUGGAUGCCAAGGACAUGCAGCUUAUCUGUAACAGCAUUGACGUUAAUUUUUGCACAUCCAUUUUUGGCACCCUGGGUGUUCUCGUGGUAUUUUCGCCAGGCGGGCAAGCAGGGCAUGGUGGUCAAUGUUGCAGUGAUGGCUGGGUUAGUUUUCAGCAAGGAAGGGGAGGUGUUUGCCACGAUGAAUGCUGGUCUGAUACAUUUUACUGAGGCUAGUCGCAUACAGAAGGAUAAUGCCAGAUGGUGUGCCUUGGCACCCUAUUAUGUUGACGGUUUGGUGGACGGCGGUGGUGGCGGCAGGAUGUUGCCCAGGAAUAAAUUGGGUGCAGAGUUGGCUAUAAUCUGCGAGCAGGUUGUUCAGGCUGUGGUCAGGUGUAUUUUUGAUGACCGGUUAAAUGGAAAAACGGUUCUGAUGGCUGGCGAGUCUACUUAUACGCAUACUUGGACGUAUUUGUUGGCCAGAGUGCACAUAUUUUUCAUCAUUAUGUGGAGCAUACUUGUGCUACUCUCCAAUCGGUCAAUGUUUUGUGCUAGCACAAUGUGAAGAACAAGCGGAAAGAAGCAGAAACUGAAGCUGAUAGUAAAAAAAGCAUUGCAUUUUCAUUUGUUUUUCCACUAAAAAUGCUUUGGUCGAAAUGCUACUUGAUUACUGACAAUAUAUUUUUGCUAGAUAUUUGAUCACCUCCAUUUUAGUUCAGAG
Messenger RNA from Kickxella alabastrina, 980 nucleotides. RefSeq lists its product as uncharacterized. The record is from RefSeq and is a predicted model, not a curated record. The transcript has a single exon. NCBI's taxonomy places the organism in Eukaryota, Fungi, Kickxellomycota, Kickxellomycetes, Kickxellales, Kickxellaceae. The coding region runs from base 255 to 824 and encodes 189 amino acids.